AUGAGGAAAUUAGGGUAUGUUCCGGAUACGAAGUUUGUGUUGCAUGAUAUGAAGAACGAGCAAAAGGAAUACGCUUUGUCUACUCAUAGUGAAAAGCUUGCAGUUGCUUUUGGGAUUUUGAAGCUUCCUUCGGGAGCCAUGAUUAGGGUUUUCAAGAACUUGAGGAUUUGUGGGGAUUGUCAUAAUGCGUUUGAGUUCAUGUCGCAAGUUAUGGAAAGAGAAAUUGUUGUGAGAGAUGGGAAGAGGUUUCAUCAUUUCAGGAAUGGGAAAUGUUCUUGUGGCAAUUACUGGGACCCACCUCACCUUAAUCCUCUUCCAGUUCCCGACACCACCUCCGAUCAUCAUCUUCGACUCCGACACCACCUCCUGUCAUCAUAUCUGGCUCCGAUCAUCCUCUCUCCAUUAUAG
Molecule: messenger RNA, 408 nt
Organism: Lactuca virosa
Lineage: Eukaryota; Viridiplantae; Streptophyta; Magnoliopsida; Asterales; Asteraceae
Source: the annotation of a GenBank genome assembly